Molecule: messenger RNA, 859 nt
Organism: Closterium sp. Naga37s-1
Lineage: Eukaryota; Viridiplantae; Streptophyta; Zygnematophyceae; Desmidiales; Closteriaceae
Source: the annotation of a GenBank genome assembly
GGACCACUGGUGUACUGCGACGAGUACAACGUGCGCCUAUUUGGCAUUGAGAAGCUGCAUCCCUUUGAUUCGGGCAAGUGGGGGCGCAUCGUGCACUUUCUCAUAGAAGAGGGGUGCAUACAGCCGCACCAGGUGGUGCACCCUAGAGCUGCUUCCAACGACGACCUGCUGCUGGUGCAUUCUCAGGAGUACCUCGACAGCCUGCGAAGCAGCUUCAAUCUCGCCACCAUUGGGGAGCUACCCCCACUGGCCCUCUUCCCCAAUUUCAUCCUCCAGCAUCGAGUUGUGCGCCCCUUCCGAUACCAGGUGGGGGGCAGUGUGCUGGCGGCCAAGCUGGCAGUGGAGAGGGGAGCAGCGGUGAACGUGGGGGGGGGGUUGCACCACUGCAGCCGCCACACGGGCAUGGGCUUCUGUGCCCUCGCUGACAUCUCCGCCAUCAUCACCUUCGUCCGCGCGUUCCUGGCUGUAAGGAGAGUGCUGAUAGUGGAUCUGGACGCACAUCAGGGCAACGGGCACGAGACCGACUGGAUGGGCGAUGCCGACGUGUUCAUAGUGGAUGUGUACAAUGCGGCCAUCUUCCCACGGGAUCAUCAAGCCAAGGCGGCCAUUCACAUUGCCAAGGAGCUUAGAAGUGGCACGGGCACCACACAGUAUCUGGAUGCUGUGGCGCAGGCUCUGCACGAGGUGGCAGCAGCAGCCUUCCACGCGGAUCUACUCAUCUACAACGCCGGCACCGACAUUCUCACCAACGACCCUCUCGGUAGACUUGCCGUGUCAGCGGAGGGAGUGCAGAGGCGGGAUGAGAUGGUGUUUCAGUUCGCUAGGAGCCACUCCAUACCCAUCCUCAUGCUCACCUCCG